Molecule: messenger RNA, 1906 nt
Organism: Cottoperca gobio
Lineage: Eukaryota; Metazoa; Chordata; Actinopteri; Perciformes; Bovichtidae
Product: E3 ubiquitin/ISG15 ligase TRIM25-like
Exons: 7
Coding region: 100-1461 (453 amino acids)
Molecular function (GO): zinc ion binding
Source: RefSeq, a predicted model, not a curated record
GCCCCCUCCUUUUCACUUCCUGUAAACAAAGCAGCAGCUGUCUGUCAGAUUCCUGUGUUUUCGCUCAUUUUCUACACUAACUUUCAGCGUGUUUUGACGAUGGCUCAAGCCGGAGUCGUCCUGGACAAGGACCAGUUCAACUGCUCGAUAUGUCUGGACGUGCUGAGGGACCCUGUGACCAUCCCCUGCGGACACAGCUACUGCUCGAGCUGUAUCCAGAACUACUGGGACCAGGACGACUACCUGGGAGUCUUCGUCUGCCCGCAGUGCAGGCACAACUUCAACCCGAGGCCGGUGCUCGCCAGAAACACCAUGUUGGCUGACGUGGUGGAGAAAUUUAAAAAGACUGGACUCCAAGAGACCACGACGACGACGCCUGUAAAUCAAAGUUUCGCUGAGGCCGACGACGUGGAGUGCGACGUGUGCACCGGGAGGAAAAAUAAAGCUGUGAAGUCUUGUCUGGUGUGUCUGGCCUCCUAUUGUGACGUCCACCUCCAGCCUCACUACGAGUCCGCUGCUUUCAAGAAACACAAGCUGGUAUCGGCCUCCAAAAAGCUCCAGGAGACGAUCUGUGACCGACACGACAAGCUGCUGGAGGUGUACUGCCGCACCGACAAGCAGUGCAUCUGUUACCUGUGUCUGACAGAUGAACACAAAGGCCACGACACGGUGCUUGCUGAGACCGAAAUACAACAGAAGCAGAGGCAGCUUGGGGACAUGAAGCAGAGCUCUCAGCUGAGAAUUCAUCAAAGGGAAAAGGGAGUCCAGGAGAUCAGACAAGCCAUUUUCUCUCUCAAUCGCGCUGCUCGGGUAGCAGCUGAGGAGAGCGACGCAGUCUUUACAGAACUGAUUCGGUCUAUCGAGCUGAAGCGUUUCGAGGUGAGAGAGCUGAUCAAAGCCCAGGAAAAGACGGCCGUCAGUCAGGCCGAGCAGCUGCUGGAGAAGAUCCAGAAGGAGAUCACUGAGCUGAAGAACAACGAGGCUGAACUGGAUAAACUUUCCCUCACUGAGGACCACGUCCAUUUCCUUCAGAGUUGUCAGUCUCUCCAUGCUCCACCUGCGCUGUCAGCUUUGCCUUCGGUCACUGUUGACCCUAACCUCACCUUUGGCCCCAUGAUGGCAGCUGUGUCAGAUUUUAAAGGACUAUUGCAGGAGGUCUGCCAGGGAGGAUUCGUCUGCAUCUAUGAGAGAGUGAGAGAUAUAGUGAUCGUUAGUCCUCCAGAUCCUGCUGCACAGCUGGACACAACACAGCCCAGUGAUGGAGAAUCAGCUGUGCAAAUGGAAGCAACACUAGUGAUGCCUCCACAAGGCCUCGAACAAAGUCCUGUAAACCCUCUGAAUCCUUUCCUCUGUCCUGGAUCUGCUGUGCCCAGCUUUGCCUUCUCACCAUUUGGUUCUAAACUCUCCUCAGGAUCCCGACAGAGAAACCUUCAGCGACGGGCUCACCCCAGGAGGAAAUAGACUCGAAGUGGACAUCCAACUCAAAAUUUCAAAUGCAGAUACACAGGCUGAUUGUAAUUAAACCUCAGUGAUCUUCUCUCACAAAUCUGUACUGAUACUUGUGAAUUUUACAUUUAAUAAUUCAUCUUUUCACAUUCAUUUAAUUGUUAUGUUUUCACCUAUCAGCUAUACUAUACAGGUGGGAAAGAGAUGACGACAUUUACUUAAAAUAUUAAGCAGUGCAGGACUGACUUAUCACAUCUUAUUUCAGUAUUUGUAUGAAAAUUGCCUUGAAAUUUAGUGACGUUGUAGUUGUUUUUUAACAGUGUUAUGCUUUUAUAGUAUUUUUAAUUUUUUAACAAAAACCACAAUACAACAAUUUUGCUUUGCUGAAACAUGUAAUAAUAUAUUGUGAUUUGUGAAAUGCUGUCAUUAGAACAACAACAAUACACUUGUACAAACUAGA